Messenger RNA from Sebastes umbrosus (honeycomb rockfish), 4864 nucleotides. It is a transcript of the gene nes, whose product is annotated as nestin. Gene Ontology annotation, biological process: positive regulation of intermediate filament depolymerization. The record is from RefSeq and is a predicted model, not a curated record. NCBI's taxonomy places the organism in Eukaryota, Metazoa, Chordata, Actinopteri, Perciformes, Sebastidae. Gene Ontology annotation, cellular component: intermediate filament. Gene Ontology annotation, molecular function: CCR5 chemokine receptor binding; intermediate filament binding. The coding region runs from base 222 to 4100 and encodes 1292 amino acids. The transcript is spliced from 4 exons.
UCCCCUCCUGUCCGUGUGCCCGGCCCCUUCAGUAUGAAAGGAAAAGCCUCGUGCUGGCAGUCACACUACCAGAGCCUCACAGGAGCCUCACUCACACAAAACCACCCCACACACACUGACUCAGGCCUGGACAGGGAGAUACAGUUGGCUGCCAAAUCAUAAUCAGUGUACCUCUGAGUGAGGCCUCCGUUUGCCAAAUCUCUCUGUUUUCCAACACUGACAUGGAGCUCCACAGUCUGCAUAAAACCUUCCACCACGGCCACUUGGGUGAGGAGAAGCACCAGAUGCUGAACCUGAACCGACGCCUGGAGACCUACCUGGGCCGGGUCAAAGUCCUGGAGGAGGAGAACGCGCAGCUUGCAAAAGAGAUUCAAGCCCUGAGACGCAGCAAUCAUGGAGCCUCGACGCAAAGGAUGGGACUGAAGGAAGAGUUGCUGCAGGCGAGACUGGAGGUGGAUGCAGCCUGGAGGGACAGGGUCCACACAGAGAUGGAGGUCUGCAGGGUGGCUGAGGAACUCCAAGCCCUGGACCUGCAGAGGCAGAGGGAGGCUCAGGCCCAGAUGGAGGCCAAGAGGAAGAUGGAGCAAAGCAGGAAGGAGCUGGAGGAGGAACAGAGGGCGCAGAUCUGGCUGAGGGAGAAAGUCAGUCAGCUGGAGGAUGAGAUGAGAUACCUCAUUCAAACCCAUCAGGAGGAUGUAGCCCACUUGGAGGCCACAUUGACCCAUUCCAGAGCCACAAUGCCACCCACAUUGGCUCAAAGGGGCAAUCAGACACCAAAUCUCCUACAGCUGGGGCAGGAAUACUCACAGAGUGCCACCAGGGCAUGGCAGGAGACAGCAGAAACCUACCAAGGGCAGUUAGAUCAGCUAGAGGAGUCGCUUAACCAGGCCAGGAACCGUUUAACCCAAGUGGGUCAGGAGAAGAGCGAGAGCCAGCUGAAGCUCCGAGCCCUGGAGAAGGAGCUCGCCUCAGCUCACAACGUCAGGCUGCAUCUGGAGAAGACCGCAGCCCAACAAGGAGAUGGAUACAGCCAGGAAAUCCAGCAACUCCAGGAGCACUGGGAAGGCCUGCAGGCGGAGAAAGAGGAGCUGGGCCAGGAGAUCGACCAUCUUGUUCUGGAGAACCGAGGCCUGCUGCAGCAGAAGAAGUCUCUGGGCCAGGAGGUAGCAACGUACAGAGCUUUGCUGGACAGAGAAAGCUUCAAGGGAAACAUCUCUUUGUCAAAUCAGCCAAGAAACAUUUACAAAACAGAUGCAGUUUUCAGUCCUCGGGGGGUUCAAAAGAAUUACCAGACCCAGCUGUCCGCUAGCCACAAGACCACUUCCCUCUCAUCUCUCCGUGGCAUGACAGGAAGAGGGCCAACAGCGAUUAAUGCAACACCAAUCUGGAGUAGAAAACCUGUAACCCUCAAUGAAACCCCAAAGAUUUCUGCCAAACCCGCAUAUGAAGAAAAGUCAGCAACAUGGGAAACCCCUUAUCCUAAAAUACUGCAGGACGGAGCCGUUGAAAAUUUCAGACCACAGGAGGUUCAUGAGAAAGUCACCUUUGCGGAGCCUUUAUCACCUCCCAAUGAGCGAGAGGCUGAGACAACAUCAGGGGACAAAGAAGGUGAAGAGGACCGGAACAAUUCUGGUGUUGAACCUCCCGAGGAAAGACCAGUCAUCAGUUAUCAGGUUGAGUCUGGCCUCAGCAGUGAGCCACACGUCAACGAGGAAGUUAGUCAGAACCAGUUUAUGACACCCAACCUUACACCAUACCACGUCAGAAUGACAGAGGAGUCCUGUCGUUUUUCAGAUGAAUCCGAUAAGGAUGUGCCUUAUGAAAUACCCGCAGAAAAAGAAGAUAUGCAAGAGCGGCAUGCUGCAAUCGAUGCAUGGAUGGAAAAAGAGUUCAUAGGCAAAGUAGUAGAGCAUGUGCAAGAGGAAAUGUCAGAUUCUGAAACUGAGGCGGUGAUUGAAGCAAACUUUGAUUCCAGGACGAGUAGUCCAGUGUCUGUAUGUGAGCCUGAAGAAAGCUUGUUCAACAAAGUGACAGACUUCAGCCGAGAUGAAAACAUCCUGAAGGAGGAUGCAGCUGAAAUGAGGCAAGAAAUUAGCUGUUCUAUAGUAGGAACCACUGAGAUGGAUGUUGAGGAUAAGUUGUACCCUGAUGGAGAAGAGAUGGAUACUUGGGAUAGUGUUAUAGAAAGGAAGGUUGAUCUGAAGACAGAUGAAGGCAUAAAAAAGGAAGAAAAAAGACAACAUGCUGAACCAGAGGAUGAUAUAUCAGCAAGAGAAAAAGAGCAUGAAAAGAGAGAAAUUAGGUCUGACUUUGCGACAGAUGUGCAGCAAGACCACAACAUGGCUUCUUCAAUGAUGGACAAGCAAGUAGAUGAUGAUGGACAGCAGGUAGACCAAGAGCAUGCACUGUCUCCUGACAAUGAAGAAGACGAUGAAGAGGAGGAUUCUCAAAAUGUCUCUGUGUCAUGGCGGACCGAGCUGGAGAGUGACAGCUACGCUCAGGACAACACUCUCGCUGACACUCGUCCUCUGAUUCGAUACAAGAGCGACGAGACCGACGCCAACACCCAGGCGUCACACGUGGAUGAGAGCGAGUCUAGUGAAGGUGAACAGGAAAAGAAGAUCGGAGAGAUGGGACUGUUGAGCGAAGGCAAGUCAAAGAGAUUUGGAACUAUGGAAGAUCUGUGUGAAGAAGUCGAAGGGGAAGCGUUGGAUGAAGACUAUGAUCUGGGAUAUACUCACAUUGAGGACAGGGGUGUUGGCCAUGGUAUGACUGUAAGUGAGCAGGCUACGCUGGUGAAUGCAGAAGAAAUUAUCAGAAAAGUCAGUGAGGGACAUUCACAUGAAGAAACUGAAGAACUUACCAAACCCACGGUACACACACAGGUGUGCUACGACGAGGAGUUGGAGACAGACCGACUUGUGGAACAGGAAUUAGAAAACCUAGCCACAGACAGCUACAGUGCUCACUUUGCACAGCAGCAGGUCAGUGAGAGUGAGGAGAUGCUGCAUCUGGAAAUGUCAAAGGCUGGAAUGUCUUCCUGUGCAGAGCCUGAAGAGAGAGUAUACCACCAACUUGCAUCUUCCACUACAACUAUAGAUCAACCUUACGAGAACCAAUAUUCAAGUGAUUUGUCAGUGGUAAUGCCUGAAGCAGACACUCUGGUGGAUGAGAAGGUCCAGCACAAAGAUCAGGAGGUGAUAGACGCUCCAGAGACAAUGGAGGAAGAGGAUGAACACAAUGUGUCCAUGGUGACACAUUCUGAUGUAACAGAAGAUCGCUCUGGCGUUACUGACUUCAUCAGCGGGCCUGAUAUGGAGGAAAUCAGCACCUCAGAGGAUCCGAACUCUGUGUUGCAGGUAACAGCAGAUCAGGAAAACCUGCAGGAUGUGGCUGCCCCCACAGAGGUGAAAGAGGUUGUGGAAGCAUCCAGUGUAUCUCAAGAACAUCUAAUUGAGGAUGUUGCAGACCAUCAGGAGUUUCCAGGAGCUCCGGAAACAGCUGAAUGGGAAGUCCUAGAGAACCCCAGUGAGGACUUUGAAAUCCAAGAUAAGAAUGAAGAUUAUGAAAAAUGUGAUAAUGUGCCUGAAUCAGCUGAAAGUCAUCUCCACGACGCCAGAGGCUCUGAUGAGGGCGUUAUGACACCUAAAGAGGAGCCCCUUGAGAUUUCCCCCGACAGUGCACCUGAUGAAAAUGAGAUCUUUGUGGUGAAGGACUCAACAGAACUAUUGAACACAAACGGCAAAGACAACAGCCUCCAUGGUUUCUUUAGCUCUGGCUUAAAGAGUGACUUCUGGGCGUCCUCCUUGGAGACCGGUGCCACCUAUCAACCAGACGAUGCCUGUAACGAAGCAGCCGAGCAAACCAAUCAGAAUCUAGGGUUUGCCGACAAUUUGGUUUGGGGGAAUUCGGAAAAUGUGGUUAACUGGAACUCCAGGGUGGAUAUUGACUCAUCUAAAGCCGCUAAGAAAGAGCAGGAGCAGAUGCAUUCGGAGGUGAAGCAGGUGUUGUGUAGAAAUGUUGUUGAGGGGGAGUUGGUCCAUUCUGAUGAGUCAGACGCUGAGGGUGGAUCCUGGUCAUCUGGGGAGGAAACGGUAUAAAAAGUAGUUUGCGCUAAACUAAUUUUAGAUGUCAUCAGUGUUAGUCAGAUGAAAAUGACGUUUUCUGCAUAACGCAUUUACUACAAAAACCAAAGUCGUGCCUUAGUGCGCACCUCAGUGUUGCUAACCACUAAUGUGCCAAUUCUAUCUCUAAAGAUACCGAGCACUACUGUUGUUUCCUUAAACUGCAACCCGGUCUCACUCCCAACUCAUCAAAUACUGCCAAUUGGGCAGCGUCGAUUGGGCAGCGCCCCUCGGCAUUGGAAACCGACGUAGCGGCGGUAUUUGACAAGUUGGGAGUGAGAAUGUGUUGUAAACUGACAUAUUAGACUAACCAUUUUUUUGCCUAUCCUAAUCGUUGAAGCUCUUUCAGUGUGCAUGUUAUGUAGGAAGGUUUCUGCAUGAGGGAACGGCAUGAAGACAGAACAAAGAAUGUCAUUUGAAAGUCAAAGCGGUUAUUGAUUGCUGCCUAAUCUGAUUUUACCGACUGAUGGGAAUCAAUGAGACCAGAAGAGGAGAAUUCCUUGUAGAGCUGCUAUUUCACAAUGUAUCACAGAGACUGCUAGUGUUUCUGCUGAUUGGCUCAUCUUUGCAUGUUUUAUGCGUGUAGAAUGAAUGGUUGGUUGUAAAAGGUUUAUGUAAAAGAUAAACACGAUUUGGAUAAAUUUGUUUUUGGUUGGUCUGUAUUAAACAGAUUUUUUUUUUCCAUCUAUAAAGUUUUUGCUGCGGUACAUUCACAGUCCAAAAUAAACAGUAGAUUAAUG